UCCUCUUUUAAAUUAAUCCUAUCCUUGCUAUUUACAACCAUAUUUGCUACCAUAGCAAUUAAAUUUACUCUCUCUCUCUCUGCUCUUCAUCCUGGCUAGCUUGCUAGUUCAGCAUUACAUGCAAAGAGAGGAACAAGAAAUUCAAAGAAUGGAUGGUUCUGUUCAUCAUAUUGUGCCAUCUUUCUUUAUCUGCCCAAUAUCUCUUCAAAUUAUGAAAGAUCCGGUUACUAUAUCCACAGGUAUGACCUUUGAUCGAGAAAGCAUACAGAAAUGGCUUUUCUCUUAUAAAAACAUCGCUUGUCCUAUUACAAAACAACCUCUCUCUGAUUUCCGUCUCACCCCAAACUCUAAUCUUCGUCGCUUGAUCCAAUCAUGGCACUUGCAACACGCAUCAUCAUCAACAACAAAGUUUGCGGAGCCUAAUCAUGAUUCGUUGAUGAAAUUGCUUCUUGAGGAGAUUAAGCAACCCCAUUUACAGAUUACUGGUAAUUACACAACGGUGAUCGCUGAAGCGGUGUCUUUGUUAUGUCUUUUAAGUCCAUCUGAUGAGGCAUUAAAGAUGGUUUCACAAAAAGAAAAUGGCCUAUUAAUCUGUUCACUCUGUUCAAUUAUGACACGGUAUCUGAGCAAUCUACAGCUUAGAAUUCAAGCUGCUCUUGUCCUGAAGUCCAUAUUCGAAGUGGUAGAUGACAUUUACAAGGAAGGACUUAAAUUUGAGUUCUUUGAGAAUAUCAUUGAGAUAUUAAAGGACCAAAAUUCAAAACAUGGAAGCAUGGCAGUUUUAGCUAUUUUAAUAAGAGUUUUAUCAUAUGGGAAGAAUAAAGAGAAAGCUAUUAAGGGAGGAUGCAUUCCGAUCCUGAUCGAGUUGCUAGCUGAGGAAAAUGAGAGGCAUGUCUGUGAGAUGAUGUUAGUCGUUCUAGAAAAACUGUGCCAGAAAGCAGAAGGGCGGGCGGCCUUUUUGUCACAUCCAGCAGGCAUGGCAGCUGUGGUGUCAAAGAUCUUGAAGGUUUCCCAUGUUGGAGAUGAUAAAUCAAUAAGUUUGCUGUCACGUGUCUUAAGAUUUUGUACUAGCAGUGGUGAGGCUGCUCAAGAAUUUAUGGAGGUGGGUGGAAUGACUAAGAUUUGCUUGGUGAUACAAAGUGGAUGCAAUUCAAAGACCAAGGAAAAGGCCAGGGAAAUUUUAGGGUUUCACUUCAAAACAUGGAACAAGUCUCCUUGUUUCCCCUCUUCAUUCAAAGCUUGAUUAAUUACCUUGCGUCCACAUUGUAGAGAGAAUCAUUAAUUUCUUGCAAAAGCUAUACUUAUGUGAAUUAUUUUUUUCCUGGA
This is a messenger RNA of Populus euphratica (Euphrates poplar), 1326 nucleotides long. Its product is annotated as E3 ubiquitin-protein ligase PUB23-like. Lineage: Eukaryota; Viridiplantae; Streptophyta; Magnoliopsida; Malpighiales; Salicaceae. The coding region runs from base 119 to 1243 and encodes 374 amino acids. The record is from RefSeq and is a predicted model, not a curated record. Gene Ontology annotation, molecular function: ubiquitin protein ligase activity. The transcript has 2 exons. Gene Ontology annotation, biological process: protein ubiquitination.